Messenger RNA from Stegastes partitus (bicolor damselfish), 4825 nucleotides. It is a transcript of the gene abhd17c, whose product is annotated as abhydrolase domain containing 17C, depalmitoylase. Lineage: Eukaryota; Metazoa; Chordata; Actinopteri; Pomacentridae. The transcript has 3 exons. Gene Ontology annotation, biological process: protein depalmitoylation; regulation of postsynapse organization. The coding region runs from base 224 to 1108 and encodes 294 amino acids. Gene Ontology annotation, molecular function: palmitoyl-(protein) hydrolase activity. The record is from RefSeq and is a predicted model, not a curated record. Gene Ontology annotation, cellular component: endosome membrane; plasma membrane.
GGUUUAGUGCUGUGAAAUAGUAUGAAUUUAAAUGCUCUGUAUUUGUUAACGUGUAGUUUCCGUGAGUCUUGCUGUUAGCCACCUGUCUACCUGCUAGCGCGUCAGCUGCAAAGACCAACCUGUCAUCUAGCAGUCCGCUCAUGGUCAGCUGGAUCUGAAGCCAGGACAGAACUCUGUUUUCCACUUCAGUAUAAGUUAUUUAACCGAGUAACCCCGCGGCUAAAUGCCCGAACAAGGCCCCAGGAUGAAUGGAUUUUCUAUCGGCGAGCUGUGCUGGCUGUUCUGUUGUCCGCCCUGUCCUAGUCGCAUCGCGGCCAAGCUAGCCUUCCUUCCACCGGAGCCGACCUACUCGAUGCACACCGAUGCUAACGGGGUAACUAGCUUACAUCUAACCGAGCGGGCGGACUGGCAGUACUCGCAGCGGGAGCUCGAUGCAGUGGAGGUAUUUAGCACCAGGAGCAGCCGGGGGAACCGGGUUGGAUGCAUGUUUGUGCGUUGCGCCCCGAAUAGUCGGUACACGCUGCUGUUUUCCCACGGGAACGCCGUGGACCUGGGACAGAUGUGCAGUUUUUACAUCGGCCUCGGCUCCAGGAUAAACUGCAACGUGUUCUCUUACGAUUAUUCGGGCUACGGAGUCAGCACUGGCAAGCCGUCCGAGAAGAACCUGUAUGCGGACAUAGAGGCGGCCUGGCAGGUCCUGAGGAACAAGUAUGGCGUAACACCUGAGAAUAUCAUCUUGUACGGUCAGAGCAUUGGCACUGUGCCCACCAUCGACCUGGCUGCUCGCUAUGAAUGUGCUGCUGUCAUCCUGCAUUCACCACUAAUGUCAGGGCUACGGGUGGCCUUCCCUGAUACACGCAAGACCUACUGCUUUGAUGCCUUCCCCAGUAUUGACAAAGUGUCCAAGGUGGCAUCUCCAGUGCUGGUGAUCCAUGGUACGGAGGACGAGGUGAUUGACUUCUCCCAUGGCCUGGCCAUGUACGAGCGCUGUCCCCGUGCAGUCGAGCCCCUUUGGGUGGAGGGAGCUGGCCACAACGACAUCGAACUGUACGCCCAGUACCUGGAGAGACUCAAGCAGUUUAUCUCCUUUGAGCUCGCCACUUCUUGAGAGGAGCUCACCACUUAGGCCCAGGUUCAUCUCAACAUACUCAAGAGCUUCUUCCUCAUAAUCCCCCAGAUUCCUCUUUUAGUGGUGGGGCAUGACUAGAGGAACAAAAAUCUCACUGUUCCUCUCGGUCCUUGGAGUCAUUUCAAGGUGGGAAUGUGUGGUGCACUGGAAGAGGAGAUGUUUUUUCAUUGUUGAGGUGCAACUGAGGGGUAGGCCAGUCUAAUCCAGACAUACAGGCUUAACAUUUAGUGUCGCCAAAAACUGGCUGGUGCCUACUACAUGUGAACCCAGAUUGCCAGACAUCCUGGGCCUAGACAGUGUUUGCACGGGCUGCUCAAACUAGGUUUAUAUUCCACUCCAGCUCUCAGCCUCCUUGCGUCCUCUGUUCAGCCUGCCUCUCACCUUUUCUACCAGUGCGUCUCUCUCUGUGAGCUUCUGUCUGUCACAUUUCCUUCUUUCCUCUGUUUCUCUCAUGAGCUCCUGCAGUCUUUCUUUUUGACUGAUAGUCUUUGCAAUGCUGAUUUUUGUAUUGUUUUAUACAAGAUAAAGAAGUAUCAAUUUUGCACCUCGAGAUACAGUUGUUGAAGUUUUUUACUUUUUCUGUAAUUUUAAGUUAUCAUUCAGGGUUGAUUGACAGUGGCACUUUAAAUGUGCAGCUACUUUCAGGUAAAGAUUUUUUUCUGUGCUUGGAUAUAUGUAUGUUAAUUUCUUUUGUUAAUGGCAUUCCAUGUUUUUUUUUGUUUUGUUUUGUUUGGUUUUAUGUUAUUUUUUUAGAUGGGCGUACAUUUGAAAGCCAUUACCCACAAUUCACUCCUGCAUAUCUGCUCUUUGCAGCUGUGACCUUUGAAGUCUUGAUGCAUGCUACUCCCUCAUAUGAGGUGUGAACAAAAAAUCCUGAGAUUGUGCUUAUAAAAAUUAAAAACCGUACCUAAUUUACAUUCGGCUGUCAUACCUGUUGAAGUGUUAUCCUUGUACAGCAAUUCAGCGCCCCAGCAAGUGCUCCUGCAACUCUUGUAAUGCUCCCUCAGAGUCCCAUUGUGUAAACAUGCCAAUCAACAUCUGCGUCAAGCGCUGAAUCUCUUAAACUGUGUCAAAACAUGUAUUAAUUUACAUAAAUUUGAUUUUGGGGAAGAGAAAGUAGUCACAUGGAGCCAAAUCCGGCAAAUUGAGGCGCAGCGUUGUGUUGUGGCCAAACACUUGUGCAUAAUCACCAUGUUCUGAUGAGUGCACAGGGCAGUUAGAGCACCCACACAUCAUUCUGCCAUCGGUUUGCACCAAAUGUUCUCCCUUAGUUAACUCUGUACUUCACACUAAAACUUUGUCUCCACAGCCAAAGCUUGGGGGACAAAUUCAUGGUGCACAGCCACAAGAAUGUUAAAGAAAACAAUGAGUGGACUUUAUGCUUCUUCUCUGGUCUGAAACACUGUGACUCCUAUGUUAUGAAAACUGCUGUUGACUUGGUGGUGUCUGCAGACCCACCUCUCAUCACCAGUGAUGGUCCUUGACGUGAAGGUUGGAACAUCCUCACAAAAUGUGGAGAUUUUCAUCUGAGUCCAUGGAAAGAUCACUAAUGUGUUCCCUCCAGUGCUCCCAAAAACGUAGCUGACAGAGGCUGCAUGUUUACACUCCUGAUGCACUCUUUGUAACACCCGACACAGUCUGGGAGUUUUUGAUCACACCGUGUAGAGGGAGAACAUAAUACCAAACUUUAUUGAGUAAUCUAGUGAUAUACAGUACACCCGCUUAGUGGCAACAACACAGUCCUCGGGGGACAAUUACUUCCACUUAGGUAUGUUUGAGCCCCUGAUACAGUCUGCAUACAAACAAUGCCUUUAGUACUUGGUGUCCUUUUAUUUGAAUUGUUUUGCCUGUUCACAGUAAUUGUCCUAAUGACACCAUGACAGGCAGAGGUACAGGGAAGUGUCAACCUUAAUUGUUUAUUGAAAUAUGUUGUGACGAGUGAAUCAUCUAUAUGCAGAAGACCGUAGUGAUUUGUAAAAUGAUUCAAUAGGUCAUUAAAUGAACAGAUUUUAUCAGCUUAUGUUGCAGAAUACAAAUACAUCUUGCAAGCCUUGGCAAAGAAAAAGUGAUUACCCAUAACCUCCAUUCUAAUUAGUGUCAUUUUGUUUACAUACAUAUCAGAAUCCUCACUGCAUGUGUGAAUGUUGUCACACCAUACGUUUGCUACGAAGCAACACAGCAAUGAGUCUCCCAAAUGUCAGACAAUAAAGACCCUUACCUCAGUAGAUGAGAGAGCAGCAGGUAUCGAGGCUAUGUUUUGGUUAACUGGAGAUCAUGUGGUAAUAAGAAAAGACAGCUUUUUCAAACAAACACAAGUGGUUCUUUGCUGUAAACUGAAACCAGCAAGCAGGACUGAGAAGAGAAAGGACACUGAACUGAACUGAACUGAACUGAACUGAACUGAACUGUGUGAAAUUGUUCAAGACAAAAAUGCUGUUUCUGGGUUUGCAUGUGUAUUUAAUUUACCAGUCCUUUCACACUAAAAACAAAGCCUUACAUCUGUACAAAUUUCACCCAGACAUUCCUGUUGACUACAACAGGCCUCUUGUGGUCUUCAGGGGAACUGAUAACUGCUGCUAUUCAUCUGAGGAAUCAGUCGAUCACUGUGAAAGCCAGACUGUUUGAGGAAUACUGAAAUGACAGCAAGGUACUCAAACCAAAUUCAACCUGACCAACCACAGCCAUCCUCUUUUGUCUGGCAUUUGUUCCUGCCUGCAGUAAAAAGGAACCGGCCAGGGAAGCCCUAUUUUCCAACACGGUUCUGUGAUGAACUCUCUGAUAUGUUGCUGUUUACCAGCUCAGACUCCAAAGUCUUUGGAUAGAAACACAAAGGAGAAAUGGAAUAUCAUGGAAAUGUGCAACACUUGCAAAUCACCUUUCAUAGUUCGUGGACAUUUAAACUUGUAACAAUUGUAUUUGAAUCAUUUGUUUUUUUGAUUCCUGCAAAUGGAAGAAAAAAAUGAAGUAAAACACUACAAAAUUAAGCUAAACAAUCACAUUGAGAAAAACAAAAAACAUGUGAAACACUAUCAAGUUGAAGGAAAUGCUGAUCAUGUUUUUGGAAAACGAUUGUGUUUGAGGGAUAUUUGCGUAGGAACUUAAAAUGAUCAUUUGAUCCUUGUAUUGCUGUGAAGUGAUCUGUCAGUUAUGUACUAGUGUGUUCUGAUCGUAGCUAAUGCUGGGAUAAUGUUUUUGGAUAAAAAGCCUUUAAUCAUCUCUAGUAUAUUUCGUCUUUUUAAAGGAAAUGAAGACCCUGCUUUAGACCUGAUAUUGUUUUGAUACUGACAUUUUUAUGAGGUUUUCCAGUCUAAAUGUUAAUAGAUUUACACUGUCUCUUAAACUGGUUUGUAUAAUAAGCCUCUGUAAUCGUGUACUUCAAUAUCUUCUCUAUACAUAUUAGCCUUUUCAAGGGGCUGGCGAGUCUCAUUGAUUUUAACACUGGAAUCACAAUAUGCAAAUGAAAGGCAGAUGAAGCUAGUCGACUCAAAUAUUGGUUAUAGUGUGUAAAACAAAACCAAUGAAAUAAGCCUUAAAUAUGCUGUGAAACAUACAUUGUGAUUGUUGCAAGAAGGCAGCAAAGUCUGUGUUGCUUAUAAUGGAAUAAAGGAUGCAUGGAAGUGUAUGUGUGACCUUGUUUCGCUGUGUUGGAUAGAUUAAAGGACUGUAUUGUGAGUGCCAUUGUGCCUCUGAAACCUU